Limulus polyphemus (Atlantic horseshoe crab) is the source of this 5969-nucleotide messenger RNA. Its product is annotated as myelin regulatory factor-like. NCBI's taxonomy places the organism in Eukaryota, Metazoa, Arthropoda, Merostomata, Xiphosura, Limulidae. The record is from RefSeq and is a predicted model, not a curated record. Gene Ontology annotation, cellular component: nucleus; endoplasmic reticulum membrane. The transcript is spliced from 23 exons. Gene Ontology annotation, biological process: protein autoprocessing; positive regulation of DNA-templated transcription. The coding region runs from base 44 to 3628 and encodes 1194 amino acids. Gene Ontology annotation, molecular function: sequence-specific DNA binding; DNA-binding transcription factor activity.
GGGUUGUGUGCCACAAUUGGUACGGUACAAGUAAUACACAUUAAUGACAGGAUUUGGUUCUCAGGACCUUCGUUAUUGCAUGGAAAGAAGCACGGGAACUAUUUUGACUGCCAGCUAUUUUCAUGAAGCUCUCGUGAACAGCGCCACCAAGCAUUUGGAUGCUCAUUUAACGGUUCCUGUUGACGUUAGCUCUUCUGUCUUGUCCUCAGCACCAGCAAACAUACACAAGAGUGUCCCGGCUGUAGACGACAUUGUUUCCAACUGUUACAAUUUUCCCACUGUAAACCUUGCUGCCGUAAACCCUGCAGCGGAAUCCUCAAUCCGGGGAGUGAACUGUACAGUGUCUUCUUUCCCACAACGACUUUGUUUACCUGACAGUCCCCCUGACUCUGGUUCAGAACCUUCCUUUUCUCCCCCUCAUGAAGAAUCCAAAGUGAACCAAAGCAACAGAAACCCACAAAUUGUAACAAUGCAGUCAGGAGCAGAGAGCUUGAAGCAUUUUAUUGGUUACAACAGUACCCAGCCUCUUAAACAUCUUCCUAUUGAAACCAGCCUGACGGUUACACCACCCCUUCAGCAAUCGCCUCAACAACCAGGACAAAUAUCUAUGCCUACCCACACGGGGAAUCGAGUACCUCACCUUCCCAUCCAAGUUACCGCAUCAAGCGGUCACAUGACAUCGGAGUUGCCGCCAACAAUCACCAACGCUCUGGUAGCAAGUCUUGGUAUUUCACCUCAUCAGUCAUUGUCGGUGGUGCCACCUAGUAAUCAGAUACCAAACUUAUACAACAGUGACGAAAUAUUGUGUGAAAAUAUAAGUGGGUCUGAUGACAGUAACCCAAGAAAGAAGCGGAAGUUCUCUGACUCAGCUAAAACUUCACUCAGCACAAGUUUACUUAAGGGCAUGGUUUCCAUAAAGCAGGAACCUAAUGGCGUGUCUCCUGGCCCUGCAACACUUAAUGCCCUUCCUCAGCCCGAGGAUGAAUAUUCCAUUGACUUCAGUAAUUCCGAUACAGGAGGAAUGUUAAUAGAUACAGCCUACCAGUGUAUAAGAUUUCAACCCUUUCAACAAAAUACGUGGCACGUGCUUUGUGAUGCUUCCCUUAAAGAACUGCCACCCUUCAACUAUAGGGUUGAUGCAGAUAAAGGGUUCAAUUUCAGUUAUACGGACGACUCGUUUGUUUGUCAGAAGAAAAACCAUUUCCAGGUAACUGUUCACGUGCAGUCCGUUGGAGAUCCACAGUUUAUUAAAACCCCCGAUGGUCUCAGGAAGAUAGAAAAUUUUUAUCUGCAUUUUUAUGGAGUAAAGAUGGAAUCACAGAAUCAGACAAUCAAAGUAGAACAGUCUCAGUCUGACCGGAGCAAGCAGCCUUUUCAUCCAGUUCAACUCGAGAUUAUACCCGACCAAGUUACCAAAACGACUAUUGGAAGACUUCAUUUCAGUGAGACCACAUCCAACAACAUGCGUAAAAAGGGCAAACCCAACCCUGAUCAACGCUAUUUUUACCUUGUUGUGAGUAUUUGUGCUCACGUUGGAGAUCAGGCCUUCCCUGUUGUGUGCUACUCAUCUGAGAAAAUUAUUGUGAGGGCAUCUAAUCCGGGUCAGUUUGAAAAUGACGUAGAACUAUCAUGGCAGAAAGGACAAACACCGGAUUCUAUAUUUCAUGCUGGGCGGGUAGGUAUAAACACUGACAGGCCAGAUGAACCUUUAGUUGUCCAUGGAAAUAUGAAGAUCACUGGACACAUUAUGCAACCUUCUGAUGCCAGAGUCAAAACUAAUACUACAGAGUUGGAUUCACGUGAACAGUUAAAGAAUGUGUCAAACAUGAGAGUUAUCAGAUUUCGCUACAGACCAGAAUUUGCUCAGCAGGCUGGUUUGUCUGAUGAUGCUGUAUCAGAUACAGGAGUUAUUGCUCAAGAGAUAAGUUCCAUUCUACCAGAUGCUGUUAAGGAAGCAGGUGACAUCAGUUUGCCAAAUGGACAAACAAUAGAAAAUUUUCUUGUUGUAAACAAGGAAAGAAUUUUUAUGGAAAAUGUUGGUGCAGUGAAAGAACUUUGUAAGGUAACAGACAACUUGGAAACGAGAAUUGAUGAGCUAGAACGAAUCAAUCGCAAACUAAAAAAUAUUAAAAGAUUUGACAGUUUAAAGUCUACAUCUAGUGGAAGUACAGUGACCAGUCGAGCAAGCAGUGUCACAGCAUCACAGAAAUCUCACCGGCAUCACAAUCACGGGAAACAAAAACGUCAGAAUAUUUGUUCUAAUCGUUUUGUUCAAGGAACUAUUAUUGCUUUGGUCCUAAUUAUGGCUUUCUGUCUUGUAGCAAUGGCAACCCUGUAUAUUCUUGAAUGGCAGAAAAGACAUAGUUCCGAAGAGAAAGCUAGAGUGGAUAUUUCAAAGUAUACUCACGGCGCUCCACUGUUCAACCAUUCUAUGGCCCCACAGGAAUUAUCCUUUUCCAUUCAGCCUCCAUCAUCACAAAAUCCCUUCCCAUCUCAUGGUAUAGAUUUAUCUAGUACACUUCAACAAAAUGUCACCUCUGUACCCACUUCGUACCCUUUGACACCAAAUGACAGAAUGAACCGAAAACCUAUAGGUCUUCCAACAGUUUGCUCUAAGGCAAGCUUUUCCCCAGAUAAUUGUCCACAGAUAUGUUGUGAUGUUGAACCUGAAAUUAAAUCAGACAAUGCAGAAAUGACCUUUCCAACAGCAAACAAAUCAACAGAUUCUGUUUAUGGAAGACAAGUUCAUGAAGAACGUUCUUUGAAUUUUAAUAACACUGCUGUGGCAACCAGUAGGAGUGACCACGUGACCCCCUCUAGUGGUAUCACCUUCUCACAAACCAGGAAGAAUGUUGAAAAAUCCUCAUCUAUGUAUACAAAUAGGUUUGCCAGCCUUUCACCCAGCAACGAAGUGAAUAAUGAGUUGAACCAAAAUCCUUUCAGUGCUAAUAGAAAUGGUAGUACUCAGUCAAAUGUUAGGUCUCAACAAAGUACAGAUCAUAAUUCUAACAUUGGGGAAAUAUCAGUAAGACAUAAAAUCAAUCCCAAAACAAUACUGAUAGAAAAAAGGAACUCAAAAGUUCAUCCUGUUUCCUCUGGUAAUCCACACAAGCGUUCAAAAAGAGAGAGAACCAGUGAUGUUGUGAGGUUUACCUCUAAACCACAUGGCCGUAAAAGUCAGCUUUCUGAACUGGUAAACACUGUGGGUUUUAUCAGGCUUCCAGAGUUGAAUACUACACUUGGACUUGAAUAUUGUGUGGAUCAAUGUACUAAUGGCCCUUGGUUCAUCUAUGAUGUUCCAGUUUCUCGUUACAUGACCUUGGAUUAUGUGACCCUGCAGUUUAAUUUGUCACAGAGCAUUCUCAUGGAACUAUGUACAUUUGAAGAACCAAAAAGCUGUAUAAAUGUGAAACCUAGCUCUUCGUCUCGGCAGGAAGGAACUGGCCACUCUUUCAUGGAGGGAAACCCAUCCUGGACCCUUCCAAUUGGCCUGUAUUUCAGAAGCACCUAUAGAUUUCGUAUUCUUACCAAAAGAGUGAAUACAAGGCCAUGCCUUCUUCAGAGCAGUGAUGCUGGUCAGCUGUUUGUGGAGUACAAAUUUAUCUUUCACAGAGAUUGUGGAAUAUGAUGUGCUUUUCAUUAAAAUAGGAAGUUAUUAUCCCUAGGUACUUCAUAUCAUCAGUGAUAAACAUAAUAUUUAAGAAAGUGAUAAUCAGUUAACCAUCUAUGGUGCCAGUGUUUCUGAGCUGAGGAGGGAAUUACAUUUGCAAAAGAAUAUGAUAAAUUUCUUUUUCGAUGGAAAUUACUGUAGAACUCCAGCUUAGGAGAUUUAUUUUCAAUUCAAACUGGUAUGUUUUUAUGAUACAUUCCUAGUGGAACAAGGUCUUGCUACCGAAAAUGUUUUGACAUCCAAAGAUUGAAAUUUUGUGCCUUGACAUAUGCAGUACGUAAGCAAAAUAUAUGUAAGAUGUUUUAGUGAAAGUCGAAUAUAGGAUUCUAGGACUACUUUAUCACUGUUCAUGUAUUUCUUCAAGAUGAAUCUUUUACUGCAAAAAAAAAGUGUAGAAGUUUCCAUGUAUUGUGAAGCUCAACCAUGACACAUGUUAAAUCUUUAUAGCAGUUCAAAACUGCCUAUUGUGCUUUAGUAUAAUAGUACCAAAAAGGAAAUUUUUUACAAUUUUUUUUUUCCAAACGGAUUGUCAUUGCAAUUCGUCAGACCAAAUUAUAAUUGUUGGAAUUAUUUUUAAAGAAAUUUUUUAUCUUGUUAUGUGUAACUGAAAAGUUUAUGUAUUGCAUUAAAUAUCCAUUGCAAUUUAGAUAUAUUUAAUUGGAGAUCGUGUAGCUUAAAUUCUAUAUGAUCCAUGCUCUACUUGUUGGCAUGUUUAGCUCUACAAAAAUAGAAUAGUUCUAUAAGUGUGAUAAAGAAUAUGUUUUUAGAAAACUUACUGGUAGUAGAAUAUCAGUUUUCAAUUCUGUGGUUCUCACUUCAUAGUACGUCUCAGUUAUAGUGGGAAAUGGUAGCUUGUUAUAUUUUUACGACACACACGAAGGGAAUGUCACAGUUGUAUAAUUUAGGUUUACAGAAAAGUGUUCACGUGUUUUGUUUUUCUGCUUUAUUUAAUAUUAUCCAUGAAAAAGAAUUUCUCUAAAAAAAUUUUAUUUUAUCCAAGCUGAUUUUUGCACUUGUUUAAGCAUUAUGCAGAAGUUCAGUUAUCUUGUCACAACAUUUUCACAGAUUCUGUGUCUUUGAAGAAGUUAUUUUUUAUAAUUACUUUGAAGCCUAACAGAAGGGUCAACAAUGUAAGCAACGUGAAAAGAACAUAUUUCAUUCUUACAUAUUUCUAAGCACCAAAAUUAGUUUCCCCAUUUUUGAAUAAAUAUGUUCGCAUUUUCAUUUGAAGGAGAAAUAAUCAAUUCAUGAUAAUUCCUAAUGUUUCAUGUUUUCAUGUAUAUUUAACACAAAGGAAUCCUGACUAAAUUCUGGUCGUACUUUAUACAUUGUGUUAAAAAAAGGCCGGGUAUAAUAGAUUUUAUUACUAUUAAAUAGAAUGUGCAUAAAGUAAGUUAUAUGGAGUUUUGAAACUAGGUAAUUAAUAUAACGUAUACACUUUAAUUGUCUUAACUCAGUUUGUGUCUUUCUUUCUUUUUUCAAAACCUUGCGCAAUCUUCUGUUAUUAUUUUUCUUAUGUAUUUACAUCUACUUGUUACACAGCUCGCAUAUACUAAUCUAAUGUGGUUUUCAGUCGUAAUGAUAUCAAUAUUGUGUACAAAUAUUGUUAGAAAGAACAGGUAAUAAUAGCUGUGACUCACAAAUCUCCAACAUAACCUUGUACAAUUUGAGAGAUUAGUAAUAAGGUAUUACGAGGAGAUGUUUCUCAUACACAUUAUCAGAUUUUCUAUCCUUGAGAAAGAGAAACUAUUUUCUUAUAUUCUACGAUCUCGGUUCGUGUCAUACUGAUUACUAGCAUCCUUUAUAUAGCUCAACAUUCUAAUCCUCUGUAGGGAUACGUUCAUCAUUGAUUUUGUAAAAGGCUAAAAUGUUUAGAGGAUUCUUAGUAACCAGAUCCUUAUCCCCAUCCAUUAAUCAACAUUAGAUAUUUUUCGGGUCGUAAUCACGUUUGUACAUUCUGUCCUUGCCAGCUGGCACUGGACUUUUAUACAUUCUUGUAAGCCACAGAAAUACGUAAAGUUGAUUGUCUUCAUACACACUCUCCUGAUCUCACAUCAGUGUAUUGAUACUAACGCUCAAUACAACUGAGGUACCUGAACUCUAGGCCUAAGCAGACAACAUUCAAACCAUUGUGUAGUAAUAUUAAUGUACCUAGUUCAUCACUGAAAGAAUGGUACAACUUAAUAUCUCAAAAUCAUAUAGUCUAUUUCAAAUAUAAACUAUUCUUAGAAAUAUUUAUAACUUAAAAUUCAAGACUAUUUUUGUUAAAUUUUUUCAAGUCUAUUUUAAAUUUCACUGU